AUGGCGACUGCGGCGGAGGGAAAUAAAACGUUUUACGAUGUGAAUGACGCCGCGGCGUUGUUCGAAAAAUUUGUCAAGGACUACGACAAACAAUACAAGGAUGAGGCUGAUAGGGAAGUGCAUUAUCAGGCGUUUAUCAAAUCCUUACACCGAAUCAAUGAGCUAAACGCGAAACAAAGCUCCGCUACGUACGGGAUAAACAAAUUCGCAGAUUACACACAAGAGGAAACGAGACAGAUGCGCGGUAUGGCAAAACCAAAU
This is a messenger RNA of Iphiclides podalirius (scarce swallowtail), 261 nucleotides long. Lineage: Eukaryota; Metazoa; Arthropoda; Insecta; Lepidoptera; Papilionidae. The record is from the annotation of a GenBank genome assembly.